AUGGCUAGUUCUAUUGUACGUACCAAAAGGAAGAGGAAGCUGUGCUUAUUCGACCAUUCGGUCUCAUCCGACUCCAAGAGGAGCAAACCAAAUGGUGGUGGAGGAGCAACCUCAACGAACCUCGAUACUAGUAUUGAUCUCAUCAACAACAGGUGGACUGGAAGGCCUUACUCAGAAAGGUACUAUGAGAUCCUUGAGAAGAGGAGAACUUUGCCUGUCUGGAAAUAUAAAGAGAAGUUCUUGCAGGAACUCAAGGGCACCCAAUGUUUAGUUUUAGUUGGUGAAACCGGCAGUGGUAAAACUACUCAGAUUCCUCAAUUUGUUUUGGAAGCUGUUGCCGAGAAUGUAUAUCCAGAACUAACACGCAGCAAGAGGAAGAUGAUGAUCGCGUGUACUCAGCCCCGUCGAGUGGCUGCAAUGUCAGUGUCCCGCCGUGUUGCUGAGGAGAUGGAUGUGGUCAUCGGAGAAGAGGUUGGUUACAGCAUCCGUUUCGAGGAGUGCACCAGCGGGAAGACAAUGUUGAAGUACUUAACUGAUGGUAUGCUUUUAAGAGAAGCAAUGGCAGAUCCACUUUUUGAGAGAUAUAAUGUCAUAAUUCUUGACGAAGCUCAUGAAAGAACUUUGGCCACUGAUCUUCUGUUUGGGAUUCUCAAGGAAGUGUUGAAAGUUAGAGCUGACCUGAAGCUGGUUGUGAUGAGUGCUACUCUUGAGGCCAAGAAGUUUCGAGAUUAUUUUAAUGGUGCACCCCUCAUAGAAGUUCCUGGCAGGCUUUAUCCUGUGGAGAUUAUGUACACUCAGCAACCCGAAAGGGAUUACGUAGAGGCAGCAAUACGAACUGUUGCACAGAUUCUUACUUGUGAGGCUCCUGGAGAUGUGCUUGUUUUCCUAACUGGAGGGGAGGAAAUAGAAGAUGCAUGCCUCAAAAUUAAUAGAGAAAUUAAUAAAAUCAAUUACCAGUGUGAAAUUGGUCCUGUGAAAGUGAUGCCAUUGUAUUCAACUCUCCCCUCUGAUAUGCAACAGAAAGUGUUUGAUCAAAUUCCUGAGAGGAAAAUUGUGGUGUCAACAAACAUUGCAGAAACUUCUCUUACCAUAGAUGGAGUUGUUUAUGUUGUUGACCCCGGAUUUUCCAAACAGAAAGUUUAUAACCCACGAGCGCAUGUUGAGUCCUUGUUGGUGUCUCCAAUUUCUAAGGCAAGUGCACGUCAGAGGUCAGGGCGUGCCGGAAGAACUCAGCCGGGAAAAUGCUUUAGACUAUACACUCAGAAAAGUUUCCACAACGAUCUUGAGCAAGAGACAUAUCCAGAGAUAUUGAGAUCAAACCUUGCAAAUACAGUACUUACCAUGAAAAAACUAGGAGUAGAGGAUUUGAGUCAUUAUGAUUUCAUGGAUCCUCCUGCUCCUGAGACAAUGAUGGAUGCACUAGAGGUUUUGUAUUUUUUGGGAGCCCUUGAUGAAGAUGGUAACUUGACCAUGGUGGGGGAGAUUAUGAGUGAAUUCCCACUAGACCCUCAGAUGUCAAAGAUGCUCAUUGUCAGCCCUCAAUACAACUGCUCCAAUGAGAUUUUGUCAAUUUCUGCGAUGCUUUCCGUGCCCACCCCAUUUAUCCGGCCUAGGGAUGAGGUUCAAGAAGCCGACGAAGCCAAAGCUGAGUUUGCCCACAUUGACGGAGAUCACCUCACUUUGCUCAAUGUGUAUCAUGCUUACAAGCAACACAAUGAGGACCCAUCCUGGUGCUAUGACAACUAUCUCAGUCAUAAGGCAUUGAAGGCUGCAGACAAUGUUAGGCAGCAGCUGAUGCGCAUUAUGGCUCGUCUUAACCUCAAGCUAUGUAGUACUGACUUAAGCAGCCCUGACUACUACAUCAACAUAAGAAAGGCUCUGCUGGCUGGAUAUUUCAGGCAGGUAGCUCAUCUACAACGCAGCGGACAGUACCUGACUAGAAAAGAGAAACAAGUAGUACAUUUGCAUCCCUCAAAUUCUCUGGAUCACAAACCAGAGUUUGUGAUCUACAACGAGUAUGUCUUGACAAGCAGGAGUUUUAUCCGAACGGUGACCCAGAUAAGUGGUGAAUGGCUAGUCGAAUACAACAUCUGA
Molecule: messenger RNA, 2094 nt
Organism: Rosa chinensis
Lineage: Eukaryota; Viridiplantae; Streptophyta; Magnoliopsida; Rosales; Rosaceae
Product: probable pre-mRNA-splicing factor ATP-dependent RNA helicase DEAH2
Exons: 1
Coding region: 1-2094 (697 amino acids)
Cellular component (GO): intracellular anatomical structure
Molecular function (GO): RNA helicase activity; RNA binding; ATP binding
Source: RefSeq, a predicted model, not a curated record